Molecule: messenger RNA, 2178 nt
Organism: Ochotona princeps (American pika)
Lineage: Eukaryota; Metazoa; Chordata; Mammalia; Lagomorpha; Ochotonidae
Gene: SLC37A4
Product: solute carrier family 37 member 4
Exons: 10
Coding region: 285-1640 (451 amino acids)
Biological process (GO): glucose-6-phosphate transport; phosphate ion transmembrane transport
Cellular component (GO): endoplasmic reticulum membrane
Molecular function (GO): glucose 6-phosphate:phosphate antiporter activity
Source: RefSeq, a predicted model, not a curated record
CGAACUGGCGGGACCCGCCCCCACGCACGGCGCGUGCGCGGCGCCGCCGUACCCCUCCCGCGCAGCUCGGGCUCCCGCCUCCACGCAGGACACUGGGUUCCCUCGGAGCCGCCCCAGGCUUAAUGAUUGUCCAGAAGGCGGCUAUAAAGGGAGCCUGGGUGGCUGGGCGGAGGAGGCAGCGGAAGAAACCUAACUCAGCAGAUCUGGGCACCACGCAAGCAAGCAAGCCGCGGCUGUAGUCGGACAUUUGGUGUCUUGGCCGGCAGGGCCUGUUCUUGUGUACCAUGGCGGCCCAGGGCUAUGGCUAUUACCGCACAGUAAUCUUCUUGGCCAUGUUUGGUGGCUACAGCCUGUACUACUUCAACCGCAAGACCUUCUCUUUUGUCAUGCCCUCGCUGGUAGAAGAGAUCCCUCUGGACAAGGAUGACCUGGGGCUCAUCACCAGCAGCCAGUCGGCGGCCUAUGCCAUCAGCAAGUUUGUGAGUGGGGUGCUGUCAGACCAGAUGAGUGCCCGCUGGCUCUUCUCCUCUGGGCUGCUCCUGGUUGGCCUGGUCAACAUUGUGUUUUCCUGGAGCUCCACGGUCCCCAUCUUUGCUGCUCUCUGGUUCCUUAAUGGCCUGGCCCAGGGGCUGGGCUGGCCACCCUGUGGGAAGAUCCUGCGGAAGUGGUUUGAGCCAUCUCAAUUUGGCACGUGGUGGGCCGUCCUGUCAACCAGCAUGAACCUGGCUGGAGGGCUGGGCCCUAUCCUGGCCACUGUACUGGCCCAGAGCUACAGCUGGCGCAGCACAUUGGCCUUGUCUGGGGCCUUGUGUGUGGCCGUCUCCUUCCUCUGUCUCCUGCUCAUCCACAACGAACCUGCCGAUGUUGGACUCCGCAACCUGGACCCCACCCCCUCCAAGGGCAAGAAGGGCUCCUCGAAGGACGAGAGCACCCUCCAAGAGCUGCUGCUGUCCCCCUACCUGUGGGUGCUCUCCACAGGUUACCUGGUUGUAUUUGGAGUGAAGACCUGCUGUACCGACUGGGGCCAGUUCUUCCUUAUCCAGGAGAAAGGGCAGUCUGCCCUCGUGGGUAGCUCCUACAUGAGUGCCCUGGAGGUCGGAGGCCUCGUAGGCAGCAUUGCAGCUGGCUACUUGUCAGACCGGGCAAUGGCUAAGGCAGGGCUGUCUGUGUACGGGAACCCUCGCCAUGGCCUGCUGCUGUUCAUGAUGGCUGGCAUGACACUAUCCAUGUACCUCUUCCGGGUUACAGUGACCAGCGACUCCCCGAAGGAUGUUGCUUUCUGGACUCCAGCUCUUCACCCUCUCGCUGAGCUCACAGGCUUUACGGAACACGAGCUCUGGAUCUUGGUGUUGGGAGCUGUGUUUGGUUUCUCCUCUUACGGUCCCAUUGCCUUGUUUGGAGUCAUCGCCAAUGAGAGCGCCCCUCCCAACUUAUGUGGCACCUCCCAUGCUAUCGUGGGACUGAUGGCCAACGUGGGUGGCUUUCUGGCUGGGCUUCCCUUCAGCACCAUUGCCAAGCACUACAGCUGGGGCACGGCCUUCUGGGUGGCUGAGCUGGUUUGCGCAGCAAGCACCGCUGCCUUCUUCCUGCUACGAAACAUCCGCACCAAGAUGGGCAGAGUGCCCAAGAAGGCUGAGUGAGGGGAGUGCAGGCUCUGGGGCAUACUCCCACCCCCAAACACACCUGUGGCCUUUUCCCUGUACACAGUGGGGGUGCAGAGGAAGGGGGCUGCCCUGGCUGGAACUGAACCUUUGACCAGGUCUGGCCUUCUCCCUGGCCCAGGUGGCGCUGGAAGCUCUCAGUGGCUAAUGAGGUACCAGCUCCCCCCUCCUAUGCUCUAUUUAAGUAACUUUUGUCUUUGGACCCCAUUAGCUCCUAUUUCCUGCCUUCAAACAAAACCCCUGCAGCCAAGGGAGUCUCCUGUGGCUGCCCUCCUCUGCUGGGCCCUGUCUCAUCCCAUUUUACCAGACCCACCUGAGUGGGGCUGUCCCUGCAGCCACAGGGCACACUCAUGGCCAGUGACUUCUGCUCUGCCCUAGGGGGCAGUGGGCAGCCGCUCUUGCCAAUACCUCAGCCUCCAGGGGAAGACAGGAGGCCAGUACCCCUGCAUCCAGCAGGGGUACGGGUGGGGAGUAAGAGGGCUUAUUAUAGAAGAUUAAAACUAGAUUUGAUACUAAA